AUGUUGACUCGCUCCAAGUGGACACAACUUCUCUCAAACCUGGGUAGUCACACCAUCAUAAUAGCGCAAAUCAUCGUCGAGGCCACUCCAAAUGCAAGAAAUGUCCUCCCACAACGUCGAGUGGUUUUCAAGCGUACCCCGUCCAGUGUUCCUCAAGCCUAUACCGUCUCGGCUCAUCUCGGAGAAAACAUCUGGGACUCAACAGGAGCCGGAAGACGCACGGACAUUUCCAUGUCUAAGGAAUACAACUGGGUCGAUGAAGCGCUUUUGACUUGCAAUGAUGUUUCCUUACAAGUUGUGAGGAAAUGCAAAUCCCAAUCUCUAGCGGCCAACUGGGCGCUCUCGCAAUGGGAAAAUGAAACCGCUAUGUAUGGAGCAUGCAUUAUGACAGACAUUUUCGGAGUUUCCUCAUGGCGAAACACAUUUAAAGAUUCCGUUCUGCUUAUGAAUUCGGGCCCUUGA
Molecule: messenger RNA, 462 nt
Organism: Laccaria bicolor S238N-H82
Lineage: Eukaryota; Fungi; Basidiomycota; Agaricomycetes; Agaricales; Hydnangiaceae
Exons: 3
Coding region: 1-462 (153 amino acids)
Source: RefSeq, a predicted model, not a curated record